Messenger RNA from Fragaria vesca subsp. vesca, 1552 nucleotides. Its product is annotated as riboflavin biosynthesis protein RibD-like. Gene Ontology annotation, molecular function: zinc ion binding; diaminohydroxyphosphoribosylaminopyrimidine deaminase activity. The record is from RefSeq and is a predicted model, not a curated record. Gene Ontology annotation, biological process: riboflavin biosynthetic process. The transcript is spliced from 3 exons. Bases 194 to 1468 code for a protein of 424 amino acids. NCBI's taxonomy places the organism in Eukaryota, Viridiplantae, Streptophyta, Magnoliopsida, Rosales, Rosaceae.
UUGAUUGGCAGAACUACGAUUUCCGAGAAAUUGAAAUGAUUGCAUCUUCACACUGCUUGCGUUUGACAUAGAAGAUGUAGAUCUUAGAAGGGGAAAAACAAACUAACAUUGGUUCCUCUGACCGUGGAAAAACUUUGACAAAAGUUGCUGAACUUGCAAAAUCUGAUCUGCGUUUUAAAGAUAAGAUACUAGUAUGCAAGUUCAACGACUUUCACUCCCAAGUCUCACUCUCUCUCCACCCAAGGUCCCACAAUCAAAGCAACUCUCCACCAAGCUUUUGAGGUUGAAACCACAUUCCAAAUCUUAUUGUUGCAAUUCCUCUAAAGUGAUGUUCAAGUCACCAACCCGUGUAAGAAACCAUGGUGGUUCGGUUGGGUUCAGGUGUGAAGUAGCACAACAGGAAGAUAGAGAUGAUGGGUUUUAUAUGAGGAGGUGUGUGGAGCUUGCUAGAAAGGCUAUUGGGCGUACUAGCCCUAAUCCUAUGGUGGGUUGUGUUAUUGUCAAGGAUGGCAAGGUUGUUGGUGAAGGCUUUCACCCUAAAGCUGGCCAACCACAUGCUGAGGUGUUUGCUCUGAGAGAUGCUGGAGAAUUGGCUGAAAAUGCAACUGCUUAUGUGAGCUUGGAGCCAUGUAAUCACUAUGGGAGAACUCCACCAUGCACUGAAGCCCUGAUUAAAGCCAAAGUUAAAAAGGUUGUGGUUGGAAUGGUGGAUCCAAAUCCAAUUGUAGCAUCAAAGGGGUUGGAUAGGUUAAGAGAUGCAGGUAUUGACGUUAUAACAGGUGUAGAAGAAAAGUUAUGCAAGAGACUAAAUGAGGCUUAUAUCCAUCAUAUGCUAACUGGGAAUCCAUUCAUCAGUGUCAGAUACUCUAUCUCAGUCAAUGGACACUUUCUAGAUCAGCUUGGGGAAGGAGUUGCUGAGCUUGGUGGUUACUACUCUGAAUUGUUACAAGAAUAUGAUGCGAUUCUACUUACGUCUGCCACAGUAACUGAGAACAACUCCCUUCCAGCAUCACAAGAAGCCGGUGCUAAUCAACCGCUCCGGAUUAUAAUAGCGAGUGGUGGUUCUCCAAUCCAUAUCCCAGUGAACAUGGAAUCAAGUGGUAAGCUAAUAAUCUUUGCAGACAACAACACAACAAUGGAUCUAGAAAGCACUCAAACAGGUAUUGAAACUGUGGUGUUGGAUCAGAUAAAUUUGAAUGCUAUUACGGAAUACUGCAAAUCUCAAGGAUUCUGUAGUGUUUUGUUGGAUUUAAGGGGAAAUAUAGGUGAUUUUGAAAAGGUUUUCCAAGAUGGUACUGAGCAGAAGUUACAAAAACUGGUGAUUGAAGUAUUGCCCAUCUGGGAUGAAGAUGGGGGUGGGAAUUUCCCUAUUGCAUUGAAGAGUCUAAGUAAGAGAGUAGGAGUAAUGAAUUUGCGGGCUAAAAUUUCAAGUCAGAGUCAGAGUGUUGUGCUUGAAGGAUACUUGUAAAGUGACUGGAGAGAAGGAAUUUUUAUUACAUUGUGGUAGUUUGUAUUUGCUCUACAAUGAAAAUUAAGUUUUUAUAGAGUUUAU